Molecule: messenger RNA, 942 nt
Organism: Hippopotamus amphibius kiboko
Lineage: Eukaryota; Metazoa; Chordata; Mammalia; Artiodactyla; Hippopotamidae
Product: olfactory receptor 13D1-like
Exons: 1
Coding region: 4-942 (312 amino acids)
Biological process (GO): G protein-coupled receptor signaling pathway
Cellular component (GO): membrane
Molecular function (GO): olfactory receptor activity; G protein-coupled receptor activity
Source: RefSeq, a predicted model, not a curated record
GAGAUGGAGAAUUCCUCUGCUGUGACUGAAUUCUUUCUCGUAGGGCUUUCCAAAUACCCAGAGCUCCAGCUUUCUUUGUUCAUGUUCUGCCUCAUCAUGUACCUGGUAAUUCUUCUGGGAAAUAGUCUCCUCAUUAUUAUCUGCAUCCUAGAUUCUAGCCUCCACACCCCCAUGUACUUCUUCCUUGGGAACCUCUCAUUCCUGGAAAUCUGUUACACAUCAUCAUCCAUUCCUCCAAUGCUCAUGUUAUUUAGGUUUGGGAGAAAAUCCAUCUCUUUCAUUGGCUGUGCUCUGCAGAUGGUUGUCUCCCUUGGGUUGGGCUCCACUGAAUGUAUCCUUCUGGCUGUGAUGGCCUAUGAUCGAUAUGUGGCCAUCUGCAACCCCCUGAGGUACUCCAUCAUCAUGCAUAGGGUGCUAUAUGUGCACAUGGCUGCAUGGUCCUGGAUCAUAGGCUGUCUGAGCUCCUUAGUGCAAACAGUCCUGACAAUGGUAUUGCCCUUCUGUGGGAAUAACAUUAUUGAUCAUAUUACCUGUGAGAUUCUGGCUCUUCUUAAACUCAUCUGUUCAGAUAUUGCCAUCAUUGUGCUUAUCAUAACAAUAGCAAGUAUUGUUUUCUUAGUGAUUCCCCUACUGUUAAUUUUUAUUUCCUAUGUUUUUAUUCUCUGUACCAUCUUGAGACUUAAUUCUACUGAAGGAAGAGAGAAAGCUUUUUCAACCUGUUCAGCCCACCUUGCUGUAGUAAUUUUAUUCUAUGGUUCAGCCCUUUUUAUGUACAUGAAGCCCAAGUCAAAGGACACAAAGAAAUCUGAUGAGAUCAUUGGGCUGUCUUAUGGAGUGGUAACUCCAGUUUUGAACCCUAUCAUCUACAGCCUGAGGAAUAAGGAAGUGAAAGAGGCUAUGAAUAAAAUCUUGAGUAGACACCUGCACUCACAUAAAAUAUGA